Thermochaetoides thermophila DSM 1495 is the source of this 5529-nucleotide messenger RNA. RefSeq lists its product as uncharacterized. Gene Ontology annotation, molecular function: chitin binding; hydrolase activity, hydrolyzing O-glycosyl compounds. The record is from RefSeq and is a predicted model, not a curated record. The transcript has 8 exons. The coding region runs from base 1 to 5529 and encodes 1842 amino acids. Gene Ontology annotation, biological process: carbohydrate metabolic process. NCBI's taxonomy places the organism in Eukaryota, Fungi, Ascomycota, Sordariomycetes, Sordariales, Chaetomiaceae.
AUGGCAAGCAGGCACAAUUCACGAGAGAAUUUCGUUAAGAACGUGGUCAACUUUCUGCGCCAGUACGGCCUCGAUGGUGUUGAUAUCGAUUGGGAGUAUCCUGCAGCAUUUGACAGAGGAGGCACGCCGGCGGAUGAGGACAAUUAUGUUCUCCUUCUUUCUCAGAUGCGGCAAGCCUUUGACCGAGAGGGCGCUGGUUGGGAGAUCUCCAUCGCUAUCCCAAGCAGUUACUGGUAUUUAAAAGGCUUUGCACUGGAGCGACUGCAACGCUACGUCGACUAUUUCAACUUCAUGUCCUAUGACAUCUACGGCAUGUGGGAUCGGGACAACAAAUGGACGGGCCCGUAUCUGAAAGGGCAUACAGACUGGAGCAUGAUCGAGCUUGGGCUUGACCUUCUCUGGCGCAACGGAGUCGAACCCAAGAAGGUCAACAUGGGUUUCGGAUUUUACGGCCGAUCUUUCACCAUGGAAAACCCAUCAUGCUUUGAGCCUAAUGGCAUUUGCAAGUUCUCUGAUGGCGGAAAUCCCGGCUCCUGUUCGAACACCAAAGGAGUCCUGACAUACGAAGAAAUCGCGAGCCGAAACCACUCCCUCGAUGUCGUGACCAUUUAUGAGGGCAAGGAAACCACGGUAAAAUACAACGUUUACGGCGUCAACCAAUGGGUAUCCUACGAUGACGCACAGUCUUUUCACGACAAACUCGAACACUUGACCUCCAGGUGUCUAGGGGGUCUCAUGAUAUGGGCUAUCGACCAGGACACAAGUGAUUUCAAGGCAUUCGGUGAGCUAAUGGGGGACUAUGCACACUUAAAUCUCCAUGGGCUUGAUGCAGACUCAGCAGAAGAACUGUCAGACCUGUUUGGACAGUAUAAUGGCCAACACUGUUACGUUACCGAGCGCUGCACAAAAGACCGAGAUUUGAAUUCUGGCGACACUGUUCAUGAGGGUGAAAAGUGCGACCCAGGGUAUGAGUCUGUUGCAAAAGCACACAACCCGAUCCAGAAAUAUCCGCGCAAGCUCUACGACAAGUGUGAAAAAGGAUGGUACCGCCACAUCUGCUGCCCGAAGAAGCAACUUCCAAAGGAGUGUAAAUGGAUUGGUGCCCCUGAGCGCAACCGUCACGGCUGCAUAGGGGAAUGUGGCGGUGGAACAUUUGAGUUGAACUCAGAUGACGCUGUCGAUCCCUAUGGUAACCAAUUGUGCUAUCAGGGAAGACGUAAACUCUGCUGCAGAAGCACCAAGCUUUUUGACGACUGCUUUUGGACAAAAUGUUCGCAGACACCCUACGCUAGUGACGACCAUCCUGACUGCCCAGACGGCACAGAGUACGUGACCUGGCGUAACGAUAAACCUGAUGGGAGUGGUGGCAUGUGUCAGGAAGAGUACGGCACACGCGGAAGCCCACUCAAGUCCCCAUUCCGGAGCUCGCUCUGCUGUCCCAAGGGGCAAAGAUUAUGGGAAGAAUACUUCAACAAUAAGGAAAAAGAUAAGGCAGUAUGGAGUUAUGACACUCAGUUUGAGCACAAUGAUAUGGACAAACACCGUGCUUCUCUUGAUGUUAUUGAUGGCUCUGACGCCUUCGGGUUUUUGAUGUUGAACGGACCUCAGGAAGCAAUCGACGACAGUUUCCACAAAACCAUGACUAUCGUCCGUCGGAAUGCUCAGAUCCCCAAGGUCAAGCGUGAGAUCUUCACGAAAAACAAGACGCUGAUCGACAAAGUAUUCGAACAUGCGGCGGAAACUUUCUAUGCAUACUGCAACUAUCCCGCAGGUUCUCCUGAAUGUGAACGGUUAUUCCUGGGGGGUGCUGAGGAUACAAUCAUCAGCUUGCCUGCUCAUGUUGGCGAGGGACCUUUUGCACGUGUUGUAAGCAUUCAGAAGGUUUCUGAAGAGGAUCACAAGAUCUUGAUUCCUCGACAUCACUUUGAGCAUCGUUCAAAGGAGAGGCUGAAUGACAAUCCCCUAUGGAAGAUCAAGAUUGAUUACAACUUUCAUCUCGCUCGGCAGGACCGUGGCAAGGUCAAGAUUCGUGUUGACUACUCUAACUUGCUGGGCUACUGGAAGGAAAUUACAGAUUCUCCAGCAGAGCGUCGCCGCAAACGCAACUUUGAUCCUCUGCCUGGUGAACCUGGCUUCAAGGUAGAACACUUCCGCAAGAUGGUUGCUCGUGGCGAGGAGUAUGAUCGCAUCAUCGGCCGUCGCUCUCAGAAGACUGUUAAGCGCACAAUGUCGUUGAAGGACAGUGAGUUAGAGCCGAAUGGACACUUGUCUACUUCAACUGUGCCCCUAGACUUCAGUUAUUCCAAACGUUCAUCGCAUGGGAAACGCUGGUGGGGAGCGUUCAAAGAAUGGCUACGCAAACUCACAACUGUCACUAAGGAUGAGCUUGGUGACUUGCCUCUCAGCUGGUCAAAGAGCGUCAACUUGUUCAAAGCAAGUGCGGGCUGCCCCCAGAGAACCUGGAACGCCAACUUGAGGGUAGACUUGAACGCGGAGGUUAGCAUGCAAGCAACAUACGCAUAUUACAUGUCAGCAACCUUCAUCCCUCCAAGCAAGCCGGACGUCUUUUUCUACUUUGGCGUUGAGCCAACUGCUGCUCUUGAGUUAGUCAUGGUUGGGAAUGCUGCUGCCCGGUUGAGAACUGGACAGAAAAAGAUUGUCGAUACUUUGUCUUAUCCUGGUCUUGCUAUCAAGGGGAUUGCAGCUGUUGGGCCUACACUGGACGUGUACGGAGAGAUCAAAGGAGAGAUUAAUUUGCAUGGCAAGGCUUUAGCUGGGUGUCGGGUGACCCUCGAAAAGACGCAGGUCUACUGGCCCCAGGACGACAAAGAGAUCGACAAGUACGACAAGAUCCUUGGCAUCAAUCUUCGAGAUAAAGAAGUACCUAAAGGGAACAAGAUCGAGCCUUCCUUUGAGGCCGGUGUUGAGCUCAAGGCAGAGGUCGAUGUCAUUGUACAGCCCCAGGCAAACGUUGGCAUAAAGGUUGGUGGAGGCUCAUAUACAGGAGGAACGAGCCUCGUUGAUGCAGAGAUAUCGGCCUAUGUUUUCACAGCUCUACAAUUCCUUGCGACAGGUGUUGCCAGCACAGUGACCAAGACAUUUAACUACACAUAUGGCGUCUACCUGCAUUGGAAUGUUGGCUAUAAAGCGGUCGCAUCCAUCCUCGAUUGGGUGUCGUGGGCUACACAGCCCCGAGAGGCCUACCCAAAACCCCGGGUCAUUCGCAUUUAUCAGAAGCACGGAAGCAUUGACCUCUCGCGACCUGGUGGUGGAUUCAUUGACCGGCGAACGCUCGAUUCUUUGACACUCCAUUCCACUUUCAAGUACUCUAACGAAACGUUAGCUCAGGCCACAUCGCCACUGGAUUCCGCCCUGUCCAUGCGCAGACGCCAAAAUGAUGACGACGGGGAUCCAAUGGACAUUGAUUCACCCGCUUCGCCGACCUUCUCGCAAACACAGCUGACUUGCCCGGCUGGCGGUUCUCCAAGCAUCAAGAUCCCCGAACUGCGUCUGAACUGCGCCGCACUGCCGCCUCUCUCAGUUAGCCUUCCUGGCAAUAAGAAGUUUCGCAUGUCAACGGUGUGUGAUGGUUAUAAAAGCGGAAAUAUCCAACUCCCAAUGACCCUUACACACGCUAGUGUAAUUAGCGAAGACAGCAUGAUGCGCAAGAAGCAGCGACGAAAUGAGGCCUGCAAGAACAAUGAUCCGGAACCAGAUGGGCUUCACAGGGACAGAAAGUCUUGCAAAGAAAUGAAUGAAGAGUUAUACAAAGCUGGAUUCCCGCGGCCAGUCCACUCUACGGUUCAGGUGUUAGAAUGUGACGAGUUCCCAUGGGCUGCAAGCGAAGAAGGAGGUAGCUUCAUGCCGGUCAAUGAGCGGAGCCGACUCUGCGUCCCUCGGGUACAAAACAAUUAUGCGGGUCAAUGUGUCGAUCUUCUGAACGACAUGCAGUCCAACGUCGGCAAGAUGGAGCCGAUUGACCCGCCCAAAGGCCAGGAGCGUCCGAACCUCUGGGCAUAUUGGGGAGGCAAACAGAACGCCAAUGUUAAGAUCUGGUACACCACGGAUGUUAUCAACGGUGUUCAAAAUCGAAUGACAACAUACAGUACCCGCCAGCCGAUCCCGGUCGGCUACCUACCGAAAACAUGGAAGGGAAAUGAUAAAACUUCGUGGGUUUUCAAGAGAAAUUACACAUUUAGCAUCGUUGAUGAUGGCAGUGAUGCAAAGAGCUGGUGGGAUGCCACACGAUAUAAGGUUACGAAAGCAGGAGAACAGUUAGCAGAUCCCAACAGCUACCAAUCAAUUCUGUGCGCGGUCAAUAUUUUUGGACAGACAGACUACUACAAGUAUCCGGAAAAGAAUGGUGAGAAGUGGAACGGGCUCUGUCUGACAAGCCCCAGAGGCCGCCGCCAGGAAUGGGAUGACCAAUGGGGUCUCUCAAGAUGCUUGGUCGAAUUUGGCAAAAGCCACGAUGUUAAGCGUUCUGUUGGCGACGAAGAAGCGACAGAAUGGGCAGUUAAAAGUAUCCGUGCAGAUCAGAGCCUAACCAUGAGCUCCAUUAGUCAGGAGAGCAUCGAAGUAACUCCUCCUUGGGGUUCACUUCCGGUUGAACAGUAUCUUAUUCGCAACUGGGAUCACUCGUCCAAUAUGACAGCCGAUGAGCAGCGUAAGAAGGUGGUUGCCGCUUUUGUCGACGAAGACCUCCUUGAUGAGGAUCUUUUUGCCUUUCCCCCAACUCGCACUCCAACAGAAUCGGAGAUCACUGAAAUCCUUGCUCCAUGGCGCCCUCAGAAGUUACGUCACAUUGCCGCUGCACAUGCUAGAAUACCAGGGUUCUUCCCAACGGAUUUCUCUCCAUUUUACUACAUUGUACGAACUUACUACGACGGAGGCGCUGAAGAUGAUGUCAAGUUUCGGAAGUGGCUGGAUGACAGCGACGAAGACUGGGGACAUUGCAUUCCCAGAGAACACGAGUGGUUCUGCGUUCUCAAUGACCCCGAACUGUUUAAUUAUGGAGACGACCACUGGACUCGAGUCUAUGAAGUGCUGCCAGAACUAGCUUCAAGAGGCCCGGAUUGCCGUUUCACAGAGGAGCAUAUUAUAUGGGGGUUAAGUUGGGGGCAAAGCUAUAGGGAUAGUGAGGAAUAUUCAUCGGAUGAGGAGAACCUUGCCGAAGGUAUCAGGGCGGCUGCAUCAAGAGACGAGCCCUGGCUGGUAGUUUUUGAUUUGGAUGCCUUCAAAGAGGAGAGAGCUAGGCUCGUCUAUCGCGACAGAAAAGGUUACCCAAUCAAGGAGACGGUGUUAGGGAUGCCCGAAGGAUAUGAGGAUUUUAGAGGAAGAUGUAGCCGCGGUGCAACAUUCGAAGGUUACUGGGAGCAUGCAGUAGUGGCAAACAUGUAUGAACGUAAGGGCAAGAUCAUGAAGAAACUGCUCCCGUUGGUGAAGGAGGCAGAAGAAAAGGAGCGAGCAGAGGAGAAAGAGGGAAAGGAGAUGCAGGAUCAGACUAAAGAGGAGAAAGUCUAUGUAUGA